AUGUACGGCCCCGCCGGUCACUCGGUCUUUCAAUCGGUCGGGGUGCGCGCGCGCGCCGGUGUGAAAUGCACCAAGACGUGGGCGGGGCGGGAGGAUGAUCCUCUACUUUCUCCUCCUCCUCUCCCUCCAUCUGCGGCUAGCGACGCACGAUUCUGUCCCCCCAAUUUGAUUGAUGGCUGCCGCUGCUGCUGCUGCGCUGCUGCCGCGGAUAUAUUUGAAAGUAACCAGAAAAAAAAGCUGAGGCCAUCCACCACCCCCUCCUUAUCCGCAAAGAGACACAUUGCCCGUGACCAGAAGAUUCUGGAACACAGAACAGAACAGCGCGUCACCGAAAAGGUCCGUGAUCUCAACUCCCCAAUAGUGACUACCUGCAUGUAA
Messenger RNA from Morchella sextelata, 378 nucleotides. RefSeq lists its product as uncharacterized. The coding region runs from base 1 to 378 and encodes 125 amino acids. The record is from RefSeq and is a predicted model, not a curated record. The transcript is spliced from 5 exons. Lineage: Eukaryota; Fungi; Ascomycota; Pezizomycetes; Pezizales; Morchellaceae.